Messenger RNA from Pseudopodoces humilis (Tibetan ground-tit), 1481 nucleotides. NCBI's taxonomy places the organism in Eukaryota, Metazoa, Chordata, Aves, Passeriformes, Paridae. The record is from RefSeq and is a predicted model, not a curated record.
CUUGGGGCGCCGCCGGUGCCGGACCCCGCGCCCCCCCCGCGCCCCCGGUACCAGGGCCCGGCCGUGAUGGCGGCGGCGCCGGCGGCCGAGAGACCCAAGACUUCCCCGAAAUCUGUGAAGUUUCUCUUCGGCGGCCUGGCCGGGAUGGGGGCUACAGUCUUUGUUCAGCCCCUGGACUUGGUGAAGAAUCGGAUGCAGCUGAGCGGGGCCGGGGCCAAGGGCCGUGAGUACCGGACGUCCCUGCACGCCCUGGGGUCCAUCCUGCGCCACGAGGGACUGAGGGGCAUCUACACGGGGCUGUCAGCAGGGCUUCUACGCCAGGCCACCUACACCACCACCCGCCUGGGCAUCUACAGCGUCCUCCUGGAGCGUUUUGGUGGUGCUGAUGGAACCCCCCCUCCAUUCCUGGCCAAGGCAGCCAUGGGAAUGACGGCAGGGGCUGCGGGGGCCUUUGUGGGGACCCCGGCUGAGGUGGCCCUCAUCCGCAUGACAGCUGAUGGCAGGCUGCCCCCUGGUGAGCGCCGCGGCUAUCACAACGUGUUUGAUGCCCUCGUGAGGAUGGCAAGGGAGGAAGGGGUGUUCACGCUGUGGAGGGGCUGUAUCCCCACCAUGGCCCGUGCUGUGGUGGUCAACGCUGCCCAACUUGCCUCAUACUCCCAAUCCAAACAAUUCUUGCUUGACUCUGGGCAUUUCCGUGACGACAUCCUGUGCCACUUCUGUGCCAGCAUGAUCAGUGGGCUGGUGACCACGGCAGCCUCCAUGCCCGUCGACAUCGUCAAGACCCGGAUCCAGAACAUGCGGACAAUAGAUGGGAAACCUGAGUACCGCAAUGGGCUGGACGUGCUGCUGAAGGUGGUGCGGUAUGAGGGCUUCUUCAGCCUCUGGAAGGGCUUCACCCCCUACUAUGCCCGCCUGGGCCCCCACACCGUGCUCACCUUCAUCUUUCUUGAGCAGAUGAACAAGUGGUACCAGCGGCUCUUCCUCAGUGCCUGACACCCCCCGGGGGGGGCGGGGGGGCGGUCGGGGGAAUCUGACCCCAUCCCGUAGGCUCUGAGGGCGUCUGACCUCUCCCUCAGGUGCUGUGGGGGUGCCUGACCCCCACCCCACCAGGGGCUGGAGGCUAGGUGACUCUAUAGGAGUGCCUGACCACCCCCAUCAAGGCUAUGAAGUGGCCCUGGGGCCCUAUGGAGGGGCCCUGGGCCUGAUACAGGGGCACUGGAUCCCUCCCAUGGGGACAGCAGGGGAUGUCUUGUCCCUACGGGGCAGCCCUAUAGAGACUGUAGGGUGCCGUCCCCAUGUGCCCCCCUCCCACCCCUCCGGGGGGUUUUGUUACCAGCCAGUAUCAAGGUCACAGCGUGGGGCAAGAGCCCCCCCCAGAUUCCCCCCCCCCCCCCCCACUUCCCCCAGCACCCUCCACCCUGCGCUUUGUUAAUGAAUCAUGGAUCGUGAUCAUGUAAUUAAAGCAAGACCUACAGACAUUG